AUGGUUCAGAUGCGCUUCGGCGAACCGUAUCCGUUCACUGAUCGCAGAGGAGGCAGUGAUGUGUCGCCAUGGUCAAGACCUCUAACUCAGCCAGAGUGGAAUCCUAGUUAUUCGACGCGUGACGCUCCAUCGCAGCGAAUUCCAGCGUUUGUUGACGAGCACUACGGGAGUUUGGACAGUCAUAUUCGGCCUUCGCCAGUCAGUCGUUUGGAGGAAGGAUGGACUAUGGAA
Messenger RNA from Ostertagia ostertagi, 231 nucleotides. The record is from the annotation of a GenBank genome assembly. Lineage: Eukaryota; Metazoa; Nematoda; Chromadorea; Rhabditida; Trichostrongylidae.